Molecule: messenger RNA, 183 nt
Organism: Emiliania huxleyi CCMP1516
Lineage: Eukaryota; Haptophyta; Isochrysidales; Noelaerhabdaceae
Exons: 3
Source: RefSeq, a predicted model, not a curated record
GCCCUCGCCUGGCGCGCGUUUGCCGCCGUCAACACGUUCAUCGGCGCGACGCUGCUGAACAAGGGCAAGGCCGGCAGCGACUCGGUGGUCAAGACCGUCCUCUUCUUCUUCUACGAGCGGGCGUGGGCGCAGGUCUCUCGACACAUUCUAUUGCUCGCUGUCGCCAUCCAUAGUGACCUGUAA